Messenger RNA from Mirounga angustirostris (Northern elephant seal), 1684 nucleotides. RefSeq names its product ring finger protein 170 (gene RNF170). Gene Ontology annotation, molecular function: ubiquitin protein ligase activity. The record is from RefSeq and is a predicted model, not a curated record. Lineage: Eukaryota; Metazoa; Chordata; Mammalia; Carnivora; Phocidae. Bases 589 to 1113 code for a protein of 174 amino acids. The transcript has 8 exons.
CGCGGCCGGCCACGCCCACCCGGAUCCGGGCCCGCGGGAGCCGCCGGCAGGGCUGCGGCGUGGGCGGGACUGCCCCGGGGUCGCCUUCGGGCUUCGCGGCGGGGGGAGUCGCUGCUUCGGACCCUGGGGCUCCGCCUUCCUUCAGGAAGCCCCGGGCUAAGCCCCAGAGUCGCCCAGCUCCCGCCCGGAAUUCCGGAGACGGUGGAAGGGCCGACGUGGCGGGCGUCUCGCGGUUCUAGGUGCUUGGCCGGGUGAGGAGAGCCGGCCGUUCUUUCCUGGGUCGUGGACUUGGAAUGGCCAAAUAUCAAGGUGAAGUUCAAAGUUUGAAAUUGGAUGAUGAUUCAGUCAUAGAAGGAAAAUGCACAUCAGAACAUUCACCCAGAAAACCAAGAGCUAGUAAGGGUGCUUCGGGAGCAGCUUCAAACAGAACAGGAAGCAACUGGAAUUUCCAAAGGCAGAGAGUAAGCUAACAGAGACAGAGGACCAAGAAGCAGAGACAUGGGAGAAAGCCCUGGAGAAGAGAGCUCCUGAAGACAGCUGGGCAGUGUGGAUGCCCCUGCUGCUGCUCGACAGCAGUUCUACACUGACAUGUACUGUCCAAUCUGUUUACAUCAAGCCGCCUUCCCUGUUGAAACAAACUGUGGGCAUCUUUUUUGUGGUACCUGCAUUAUUGCAUACUGGAGAUAUGGUUCAUGGCUUGGGGCAAUCAGUUGUCCAAUCUGUAGACAAACGGUGACUUUACUGCUAACAGUAUUUGGUGAAAAUGACCAAUCUCAGGAUGUUGUAUCAUUGCGCCAAGAUAUUAAUGAUUAUAACCGGAGAUUCUCAGGGCAGCCCAGAUCUAUUAUGGAAAGAAUUAUGGAUCUACCCACUUUACUGAGGCAUGCAUUCAGGGAAAUGUUUUCAGUCGGGGGCCUUUUCUGGAUGUUCCGCAUCAGGAUAAUACUUUGUUUAAUGGGAGCUUUUUUCUAUCUUAUAUCACCUCUAGAUUUUGUACCUGAAGCCCUGUUUGGAAUUCUAGGCUUUCUAGAUGAUUUCUUUGUCAUCUUUUUGUUGCUCAUCUACAUCUCUAUUAUGUAUCGAGAAGUGAUAACACAGAGACUAAACAGGUGAAAAAAUGGAAGUUUACUAAAAAUAUUUCAGCUAAUGUGUGAAAUCAGACAGAAGGGCCCGUGGCAGUAUACAGUAUUUGAAUAUUAUUGUACAAGCUUAAAACCAUGUAUGACAAACAUUUGAUUUCAUUUGGCAAAUGCCUACCAAGAUAUGACUGGAAUUUUUACAUUACAGGUUCUAAUGUUAAGGAUAGAAUUAUAAUAAUUUAUAAUUAAAUCUUGAUUGUGUUGUCUAUAAAGUCUCUGGAAAAAAACAUAGAAUUAUAUAAAAAGGGAUGAUUUUAUAUCUUUUUCUUUUUCCAAAAAUUACUCAUUAAUUGGAUGUAUAGUAAGAUAUUGUUUUACAGUUUAUCCAAUUUAUCCUUCUCAGUGUGUACCUAUAUGAUAAUAUAUUGCUAUGAGAUGCAUCUAAUUAUUUUUGUUACAAUAAAAUGUUGUACAAUUUUGGGGGAAAGUCAAUGUGUCUUUUAGUGCUAGCUAUGUUUUAUGCACUUGUAGCAGUUAUGCUUUUCUAUCCUGAUAUAAUUCUUUGCUAUCAGCUAAAAGUAAAAGAAGGAACUUGAAGUUUAUAA